Aureobasidium melanogenum CBS 110374 is the source of this 882-nucleotide messenger RNA. RefSeq lists its product as uncharacterized. The record is from RefSeq and is a predicted model, not a curated record. The coding region runs from base 1 to 882 and encodes 293 amino acids. NCBI's taxonomy places the organism in Eukaryota, Fungi, Ascomycota, Dothideomycetes, Dothideales, Saccotheciaceae. The transcript has a single exon.
AUGUCUUUGAAUGGUGAGUAUCAGAUUGCGAGCUGGAGUGAAAUCUUCUGCCAAUGCUUACCGAUUGGCAACAAAAAGCCUGCCGCUGGCCCAGAUAUCGAGAUGCAGAAAAUGUCCGCAUCCUCUCGCUACUCUGCGAUCAACAACCCUGUCAUUCCUGACAAUGUGGUUAGUGCUAACAACCCCGACAACAUUCAAAGGCCUUCGCACACUUCUUGGUGGUUGAGAGACGACUCGUCUUCGUUCCCUUCUGCUCCUCCCAGCAGAAGUGGUGCCAUGAACCCUGUCGCUUCUUACCUUGAUCCAACUCCUGGACCCACAGGAAUUCGCACCCCUCCUCGUACGACAGACCCCUACACGUCUCCUAGUCAUGUCAGAUCAAGUAUUGACAUGUUCGUUCACAAUCCAUAUUCGCCUGGAGCUCCUGCUCCUCGCACUCCUCAAUGGGUCUCUCGUGUUGAAUGGGCUGAAACAACUAGUCCUAGGCUUGCGUCCUCAGUCUACCCAGUGUCUGAUUCUGAGUUCAGCAGUGGGCCUAGUUGGCGCCUUCCUGCUCCUUCGUCUAUCUACUCUUCUGAUGCUGCCGACUAUACUCCAACACCAGACCCUCGUCUCGGUGUCCGUGUCCCAAGCAUUAGCCCUAGAGCUGCUUCUUAUGCCGCUAUUCUUGAUGUUCAAGCUGAUAUUGAUGCCAGGCGCUCCGAAGUCGUGUCACCUGCUGGUCAGACUUCUCCAUCUCCAACUGGUUCUGUAGACAGCAUUGACUUCUUUACUGGUGAAGCUAGUAGACCUGAUUUUGGCGAGAGAGUUGAGAGAUGUGGUGGCAGGACAGCUCCGGUCAGACCUCCAAGGUUUGCUGGCACUAGUCCUUAUAUUGCUUGA